UAGGUAGAAGUAGCUACCUACUAGGUUAGAUAGCGGUAAUAAAUAAUAAACCGCAUUAAUGUGUCUGAUGUGAUGACGCGAAAACUAGUUAUCGCUUUCUAUUCAACUCAUUAAUAAGAACAGAAACAUCAAAUAUGCAUACUCAAGCAGUUAUACAUAUAUGCCAUAUACAAAGAUUGUAGUUUCAAAUACACUUCACGUCACGCAUUUUUUUUAAUCAUUUUGAUUCCGUGGCUUUAAUGUAAGGUUAGAUACCGUUUUAUCUUUUGGAUUAGAAAAUAUAUACAUAUAUAUUGUAUACUUACUAUGGUGCAUCAUAAUUUUCAUUAGAGAGACAGUGAAACGCUGACUACGUGAAACGGGCUACUCGAAUUUGAAAGAAGAUAGUAAUAGUGGUUACACAUCUUGAUAAGGUAUCAAUCUUCAUCAUAACCUAGUUUCAGUACUUCGAGCGCGUCUGCCCGUAAUAGUAGUGUGUUUUGUAAACAAAAGACAUAUAACAGUAAAAUGGCCUGUUCAAAAAAUGAAAUGGUCCCUAUCAAAACCAUUCCCGAUGAAGAAAGAAUAAAUAAACUUAAAAUUAUAUAUCAAGAAGAAUUUGGCCGGAAACCAUCGUUUUUUGUUCGAGUUCCAGGCCGAGUUAAUUUGAUCGGAGAACACAUCGAUUACUGCGGCUACCCAGUGUUGCCAAUGGCAUUGGAGCAAGAUAUACUAAUAGCAGUUGGAUUGAUUGAUGAAUUGGAAAUAUCUAUUCGAAAUGUUAAUAAAAAAUAUCCCAACUUUUAUGGAAUAUUGAGUACAUACGAAGAUAUGCAAAUUAAGUCUGAAGUGAACGAAAAACCAAUGUGGUAUAAUUACGUGUUAUGUGGUGUGAAAGGUGCCAUGGAAUAUGUGGGAAACAAAUUUUCACACGGUCUCCAGCUCUGUAUUGAUGGUAACGUUCCGCCAGCUUCAGGUUUGUCCAGUUCAUCGGCUUUAGUGAGUGCAGGAUGUCUUGCCUUUUUAUUUGCUAAUAAUGUAGACAUUAGCAAAUCUGAUAUAGCUUCUCUGUGUGCCAUUAGUGAACGGUACAUUGGCACUCAAGGUGGUGGAAUGGAUCAAGCAAUAGCCUUUUUAGCUGAAAAGCACUGUGCCCAAUAUAUUACAUGGAAGCCACUCAAAGCAGAUGCAGUAACAUUACCUGAAAAUGCUACAUUCGUUGUAGCGCAUAGCUUGGCAGAAGCUAAUAAAGCAGCCACAAAUGACUUCAAUUGCAGAGUAAUAGAAUGUAGACUUGCAGCCCAAAUUUUAGCAUCACUAACAGGCGCGAAGAGUGAUUCUCUGACGGUAACACUGUCUGAAGUUCAAAAAAUACUUAAUGAAAGUCUGGAAAAUAUGGUUAUUUUUGUUCAUAAAUAUUUGCCGCAAGAUAUAUACACCAAAGAUGAAAUAUGUCAAAUACUUGAAAUAGAUAGUACUAAACUGGAUAGUUUAUAUUUAACACCUAAUACACAACACAUUUCAGAAUUUAAACUCAAACAAAGAGCUCUUCAUGUAUAUGAGGAAGCUAUGAGAGUUGAAGCUUUUAGGAACACCUGUAUUAUGCUAACAAAAAAUAAAUUCAAUGGUUCAGCUACAAAUAAUGGUGAUCAUAAAACCAGUCUAGAUGAUACUGUUGAAAUUCUUGGUACUCUAAUGUCAAAAAGUCAUGACAGCUUAAAAAAUUUAUACGAAUGCUCACAUGAAAACCUUGAUCGCCUAGUUGAUAUUUCUAAAGGAAUGAAUGUACACUCUCGUUUAACAGGAGCAGGUUGGGGUGGCUGUAUUGUAGCUUUAUGUCAGAAGCAACAAGUGGAACAAUAUAUUGAAAAGCUUAAGGAACACUUUUAUGUAAACCAUUGUAAAAUUGAUAAAGUAAUGACAAAUCAAUAUGUAUUUUCUACAAGUCCUAAUCAUGGUGCUGUAAUAUAUAGUGAUUGAUUUGUUAUAAUUGUAUGUGUCCAUUGUACAUAGAUUUAGAAUUUUCUCGUUAGGUUAUUCGAUAUGCGGUUCACCGGGGUUUGUUUUGUAUGAAUUAUUGAUAAGCACCCCUGUCAAAAUUGUUUGUGAUUGCAGCACUGCUCGUAAAUUCUAUUUGAUUGUAUAUUCAAUUAUGUAGUUUAUUUAAUUAAUGUUCAAUGUAUUAUUAGUAAGUUAAGAAAUUUAGUUGUAAUUAUUUUAUAUAAGAUACAGUUUUAGUUUCAAAUGUUUAUUCUCUUGGUAAUACAUAUCUGUUUUAGUUAAUAAAUAAUUUAAUAAGAA
Molecule: messenger RNA, 2280 nt
Organism: Plutella xylostella (diamondback moth)
Lineage: Eukaryota; Metazoa; Arthropoda; Insecta; Lepidoptera; Plutellidae
Gene: Galk
Product: N-acetylgalactosamine kinase
Biological process (GO): carbohydrate phosphorylation; galactose metabolic process
Cellular component (GO): cytoplasm; cytosol
Molecular function (GO): ATP binding; galactokinase activity
Source: RefSeq, a predicted model, not a curated record